CAUGCUAACGCUUAGCCGCGCCGCUUCUCUUGUUUACUUCCGGUUUCGGAGCGCUGAUGAAAUGAAACGAAAUAAAACCCCGUUGCUUGACUAUGACGUGUGGGCAGUGGAGUGGACAUUAUCGCGCAUUUAUGGUAGAACAGACGCAGUUAAAAGCGUUUCAGGAGUCAUAACUAAAGACAGCAGACUGCUUCAGUCUUUAACGCCGAGAAGACGGUCAUCUUAGCCAACACAGAGCUUCAGCCUGAGAGAGACACACAAGAUGCGUACCAGACAGCGAGGCUCUCAUCUUGGCCUGCUCCUGCUGGCGUCUCAGGUGUUUCAGCUCGGCAUAGACAACAUCCCUCCGGCUACGUUAGCGACGCUUGGUCUGAAUGUCUACCUCUUCCUGUUUCCUGUCAAGCCCCUCUUACAGACGUGUGUGAGUGUACAGCAGGCCUACUGGGCUGCGGACUGGCAUCGCCUCUUGUUGUCCCCUUUCCAUCAUGUCGACGACUGGCACCUCUACUUCAACAUGGUCUCCUUCCUCUGGAAAGGCGUCAACCUGGAGCGCAGGCUCGGCACCGCCUGGUUCGCCUACCUCCUGUCCGUCUUCUCCCUGCUCACCGGAUUGGUCUAUCUGCUCCUAGAGGCGGCGCUGACCGAGCUCCUGGACGAUUUCUCGUUUAGCAUGCAGUGCGCCGUGGGCUUUUCAGGUGUUCUCUUCGGACUGAAAGUCGUCAACAAUUAUUAUAACCCGGGUGGAUCCACGUACAUCAUGGGGCUUCCUGUAGCCAAACGCUACGCCUGCUGGGUGGAGCUAGUCCUCAUUCACAUAAUGAACCCAGGGACCUCAUUUGUUGGGCACCUGGCUGGCAUUGUAGUGGGGCUUCUUUACAACGGUCCCCUUAAAACACUAAUGGAAACGUGUGCAGGUUUUGUUAGUGGUCAUGGAAACUACGGCAGGCCUCGCACCUAUUAUAACUCUUCGGGGUAUAGCGGGUAUAGAAUGCCCUACACACCGAACAGAUCGCCCUAUGAUGGCCAGGGUCUCUAUAGCCGAGUCGCGCCAUCGGCACCCCCUCAGCACCUGUACACAGCCGGUCUGUCGGAGCGGGAGCAGUACGAAGCAGCCAUUAUUGCCAGCCUGCAAGACCAAGGACGCCGCCCUCAGAGUCGACCGCAGUACGGGUUCAACGCCAACUCCGAGCCCAACACAGAGGAAAUCCGUCGGCGCCGACUUCAGAUGUUUGAGAGUUAAUGCAAAAAACACAAACCUUAAAGCUUUUAAACAUUUACAACAACCAUUCAGGAGGACAGUUGGGUUCUUUCAGGUUCACUCCUGUGUAACUGAUGGACACUGAAGAUUCUAUUUACAGUAUAAAAGUUGAAAUGGAAUGAAGUGUACUUCUAACAGAACUUUAUGCCAUUUUACAUAUCUCUAAAAUACUAAGAUCUGUCAAAGGUGGGUUUUUUUUUCCAGAAUAUGCACUUUUUUGGAAGUUGGAAUUGGAAAUUCAGCCAUAAGUCUUAAUAAUUUGCACUGAAAUGCUUUUGCUAAGCUGUUUUACUGUCUUGAUGAAACUUUAUUUUUGUAAAUAAAUCCAACAAUAUGGUAUGUAUCUUAA
Messenger RNA from Silurus meridionalis, 1607 nucleotides. RefSeq names its product rhomboid domain containing 1 (gene rhbdd1). NCBI's taxonomy places the organism in Eukaryota, Metazoa, Chordata, Actinopteri, Siluriformes, Siluridae. Gene Ontology annotation, cellular component: membrane. Gene Ontology annotation, molecular function: serine-type endopeptidase activity. The record is from RefSeq and is a predicted model, not a curated record.